This is a messenger RNA of Salmo salar (Atlantic salmon), 1719 nucleotides long. NCBI's taxonomy places the organism in Eukaryota, Metazoa, Chordata, Actinopteri, Salmoniformes, Salmonidae. The record is from RefSeq and is a predicted model, not a curated record.
CGCUGCAAGGACAAGCUGAACUCUCUGGCCAUCUCGGUGAUGAACCUGUGGCCGGGGGUGCGCCUCCGGGUCACAGAGGGCUGGGACGAGGACGGCCACCAUUCUGAGGAGUCGCUCCACUACGAGGGACGGGCGGUCGACAUCACGACCUCUGACCGCGACCGCAACAAGUACGCCAUGUUGGCUCGACUGGCAGUUGAGGCCGGCUUCGACUGGGUCUACUACGAGUCCAAGGCCCACGUGCACUGCAGCGUGAAGUCGGAGCACUCCGUUGCCGCUAAAUCAGGGGGGUGUUUUCCGGGAGGGGCGUGGGUGACCCUAGAGGAUGGGGGUCAAAGGUUGAUCCAGGAGCUGCAGCCGGGUGAGCGAGUCCUCGCCUCUUCAGGGAGCGACGGCAGCGGAGAGCUCGUUUACAGCGAGGUCCUCACCUUCCUGGACCGCGACCCCGCAACCCGGAAGGAAUUCUACACCAUUAGGACAGAAGGCGGGGUUAGCCUGUCACUCACCGCUGCCCACCUGCUGUUCGUGUCCGAGGGAAACUGCUCUGAAGGGGCGGAGCCAACUCCUGGUAGUAUGAGGACGGUAUACGCCAGCGACGUGCGGCCGGGACAGUGUGUGCUAACCACAGUGUCUGGGGAGGGGGUUGGAAAGGGGGAGGAGGGGAGAAAAGGCGUGGGGCAUCUCUCGCGCAUCUCCCGGGUGAGUGUGCAGGAGGACAAGGGCGUGUUUGCACCCCUCACCCGCCAUGGGACGCUGUCGGUGAACGGCAUGGUGGCAUCGUGCUACGCGGUGGUGGACGGGCAUGACCUCGCCCACAGAGCCUUCGCCCCGCUGCGCCUGCUGCACCGUUGGACUGGCUCCGCUGGCGGACAUUUUGGAGACACCGGGGUUCACUGGUACUCCCAGUUGCUGUACUGGAUAGGCAGUCUGCUGCUGGACUCUGGACACUUCCAUCCCUGGGGACUGGCUGACCCAGGGAGGUGAGACUCUAGAUGGGGAAGGAGACUGGGAAGGAAAUGAGGAAGUAAUGUAACUGGCUUGGUUGGGAGAUAUGCAGACCAGAUGACCCACUGGACUGAUGCCCCAUUGGACCUGACUAUAAAUGGGCGGGGCUUACCUUGUUCUCGAGUCUAGCACACUGAUGCAGAGGGCGGACUCUCAGGAAAAGGGUGGGGCUUGACGACUGACCACCCUAUUUCAUUGGAGAGAGGAGAUUGAGCCAUGAAUGAAUCUGGACAGACAGACAAUAUGUGUUCUCUCACACCAUAGUAUACAAAUCAUUGUGACCCCUGAGGAAAAAAUACAAAUGGGUGUGUCCUCUUCACACAGAUGGGACAGGUGGGCCUUGUCGUGUCUGUGCGUGAGACCAUAGUUUCUAAAGGGGAGAGAGUUUGUUUUAUUUAACAUUGAGAAGUGUCUCAUUGAAAUCAAGCUACCAUUAUGAGGAAAAUCUAAAGCAUUUUCUUUUUUGAUCUAUUUUGAUCGUUUCAUAGUAAGAUGUCCGUAACACAACAGUCGGCACACAACUAUGAUGUCGCAACUUGGCAACUGAACGAAAGUAUAGGCUUCAUGAAUAGAACAUAUCUAGAGGUAUGAUAUUUUAAGGCAACAUUUACUGUAUUUUAUUAAAGCGAUGUCUGAAAUAUUUAUGAUUUUAAUAUUAUGUAUAAUGAGAUAUUUAAAGAUUUAUUUUUUGAAAUUAAAUAUUAUGGAAAUGCU